Messenger RNA from Phaeodactylum tricornutum CCAP 1055/1, 327 nucleotides. RefSeq lists its product with no specific name. The record is from RefSeq and is a predicted model, not a curated record. Bases 1 to 327 code for a protein of 108 amino acids. Gene Ontology annotation, cellular component: nucleus. The transcript has a single exon. NCBI's taxonomy places the organism in Eukaryota, Bacillariophyta, Bacillariophyceae, Surirellales, Neidiaceae.
AUGGGACAGCAAUGCUUUGUGCUGUCGGAUCCGAAACUACCCGACAAUCCGAUUGUGUUUGCAAGCCCAGGGUUUUACAAAUUGACGGGUUACACCAGUCGGGAAGUUCUGGGACGAAAUUGUCGCUUCCUUCAGGGACCAGGCACGGAUGCCAAGGCUGUCGACGUUAUUCGAAAAGCUGUGGGCACCGGCUCCGAUGCAACAGUCUGCUUGCUGAACUACAAGGCUGAUGGAACUCCGUUUUGGAACCAGUUCUUUAUUGCCGCGCUCCGAGACUCGGACAAUUGCAUCGUGAAUUACGUAAGUUUUGCUUUUUUUGGUGUUUGA